Anopheles nili is the source of this 1300-nucleotide messenger RNA. Its product is annotated as chromobox protein homolog 3-like. NCBI's taxonomy places the organism in Eukaryota, Metazoa, Arthropoda, Insecta, Diptera, Culicidae. The coding region runs from base 127 to 738 and encodes 203 amino acids. Gene Ontology annotation, biological process: chromatin organization; negative regulation of transcription by RNA polymerase II. Gene Ontology annotation, molecular function: chromatin binding. The transcript has 2 exons. The record is from RefSeq and is a predicted model, not a curated record. Gene Ontology annotation, cellular component: nucleus; pericentric heterochromatin.
AAACAGCGCGUCGCUGUGAAGUCGUGAAGCUAAAAAAUUUGCCGCUUAAAGAUAUUGUUGUUCUCUUAACUAUUGACUUGUUUUACCACUCGAUUGCUCAACGUUAUAUACGGCAUUGACAGAAGAAUGGGACGCACGAAGUCUACAAAUGACAACGGUAGCAGUGGUAAUCAUAGUGAUACGGACGAAGAAUUUGUUGUAGAGGAGGUCGUGGAUCGACGCGAGAGAAAAGGGAGGGUGGAGUAUUUGUUAAAGUGGAAGGGCUAUGAUUCCAGCAGCAAUUCAUGGGAACCACGCGAGAAUCUCGACUGUCCGGAACUGAUCAAAGCAUUCGAGCAAGCUCGUACUGAGGGCAAGAAGGAGUCUGGAAAAAAACGCACUUCCAAGAAAAAGAAGGCCAGUGGAGACUCGGAUGACAACGAUGGGUCCGAUGACGAAGGACGCGAUGAUAAUUUGUCAGUAAAAUCAAGCAAAUCUAAAACAAACGACGAGGUGUCCGAUGUAAAGAUGUCGGAUAUUGACGCGGCAGAUGACCAAAAUGGAUUCGAGAAAGGUUAUAUUCCAGAAAAGAUACUCGGAGCCACAGAAGCGGACAAUGAACUUCUUUUCCUGAUCCAGUGGAAGGACAAGGACAAGGCACAGCUGGUGAAAUCAAAAGUUGCCAGAGUGCACUGUCCUCAGCUCGUGAUAGACUUUUACGAGGAACGUCUAAUUUGGCAAGCAGCAGAACAGAGCUGAAUAAUUCACUAAGCGUGGCUUAAUGAGCCUAUAUCUAUAUACAUGUUUUUUCUUCAAUUUAUCAUGAUUGAUUACUAUGUUUAAUACUUCUUUUUUUACGUAUAAUAGAUAAAACAUUUUCCCACGCAAUUGUAUUGUAAAACUCAAUAAAUGUAGCAAUUGCCUUGAUGCUGUCGGCGUUAAUUUGUUCACAAGCGGAAGAUGAUUUCCAAGAACAGUAAAGCUAUAUUACACAACAUUUAUUUGUCUGUUUCAUUUUAGACUUCGAUCAGUAGUGGUUACAUUAAAAUUCAACCGAUACAUGCUCGCUUAAUGCUAAACAUUCAAUUACGUGAGGGAAAAGAAUUAACUAGGUAUUACCGUUUAAUGAAAGGUCCUUUUGAGUUUAUUUUGUUAGACACAGGUAACUUCGCAUAUAGUAACAAAUUGUUAUUGUGGCAAUCGAAUGGAUUUUAUCAAUUGAUUAUGUGUCAGUGAAAAAAAAACAGAAGAUGGAAUACAUGCGAUCCUAGACAGUAAAAUCGUAACGAACCAUUUUUGUAACGGAAAAGAAAUAAAAAUA